AUGCAAGUAUUCGAAGGUACUGUGAAGAGACAAGGUCUUGAACACCAUCAGAUUUCUUUAGUGGCAACGGGGCUGAGAUCAGCAACGAUGGGUCACUCGUCUCUCAUUCCAGAAAUCUUUGACAGAAAGUCACAGAAGGUUGAGAGAUUUCCCGACCAAUUUGGCUUUUGA
Aspergillus fumigatus Af293 is the source of this 171-nucleotide messenger RNA. RefSeq lists its product as uncharacterized. NCBI's taxonomy places the organism in Eukaryota, Fungi, Ascomycota, Eurotiomycetes, Eurotiales, Aspergillaceae. Bases 1 to 171 code for a protein of 56 amino acids. The record is from RefSeq and is a predicted model, not a curated record. The transcript has a single exon.